Messenger RNA from Dunckerocampus dactyliophorus (ringed pipefish), 3597 nucleotides. RefSeq names its product cytoplasmic polyadenylation element-binding protein 4-like. Bases 457 to 2703 code for a protein of 748 amino acids. Lineage: Eukaryota; Metazoa; Chordata; Actinopteri; Syngnathiformes; Syngnathidae. Gene Ontology annotation, cellular component: synapse; neuron projection; cytoplasm. The transcript has 11 exons. The record is from RefSeq and is a predicted model, not a curated record. Gene Ontology annotation, molecular function: mRNA 3'-UTR binding; translation factor activity, RNA binding; mRNA regulatory element binding translation repressor activity. Gene Ontology annotation, biological process: negative regulation of cytoplasmic translation.
AAGUGUGUUUCGGCUGAUCCUUCACUGUCAUUCGGCCACGGUCGGCUUCAGUAGAGGGGGCAGCCAAAGCACACACAAACACACACAAGGAAUCAGGCAGAUAAAAAAAAAAUACUGAGGCGAAAAAUGAAACCGACCGAAUAAGGCUUGUGACACAUCCGUAGCUGAGUGCAUUUGACGCGUUGCCACGAAGCCCUUGGAUGACACGGUCCACAGUGGAGGCAGAGCGGUGUCAUUGAGCAGGCAGGACACGUCAAGAGAAGGGAGGAAGAGAAAAAAAAGCUGACCGACAGCACUCAGCUUUUUAAAUCGCCUCAGCCUGCAUUCAAGACAUCCUUCCAGGGACGACACCUUGCUAUCAAGCCGACGGAAGGUUCUCGACAAAGAGGUCGGAGGUGGUGAUCAGAAGGACCAAACGAUCACGGGAUACUAUUUGUGUGUGGGGGGAGCAAACAAAUGGGGGAUUACGGCUUUGGAGUCCUAGUUCAAAACAACACUGGCAACAAGUCCGCAUUCCCGGUCCGAAUCCACCCGCAUCUGCAGCCCCCACACCACCACCAGAAUGUGUCGCAGAGCCCUGCUGCGUUCAUAAACAGCACCACAGCCGCAGGGAAUGGCACCACGGCGAGCUCUCCCUGGCUCUUCCCAGCCUCUGCCACCCACAGCAGCGUGCAGGAUGAAAUCAUGGGGGGGCCUGACAAGCCCAAAGCACAGCAGCAAGAAAUGCAAGAAACGCAAGAAAAGCAGCUCUCCCCUGGGAGUCACCAAGAGGGCGGAGGUGGCGGCGGCAGCAUCAUCAUCUCAGAACUGGAGAAGGGCCGGUCGGAGGAAGGCAAGACGGACAACGGUGCAACUGACCCUGGGAAAGAUAAGCAAAUCCGCCUCGAGUCUCCUGUACUGACAGGCUUCGAUUACCAGGAGACACCUGGUCUUGGGGGCCCGGUUCAAUCCAGUACCACCUCAUCGUCGCUCACUGGCUUCAACAACUGGUCGGCGGCCAUCCCACCAGCGCCGUCAACCAUCAUCAACGAGGAUGUCAGCUUCUUCAACCCUGCCUCUGCCAACAACGGGCCGCUGCUGUUCCAGAACUUCUCUCAUCACGUCAGCCCGGGUUUCGGCGGCAACUUCUCCCCUCAAAUAGGACCAGCCGGCACCCUCUCGCAGCACCACCCGGCACCCCCGCCUCACCCCCACUUCCAGCACCCCCACAACCAACACCAGCAGCACCGGCGCUCGCCUGCCUCGCCACACCCUCCUCCGCCCUUCCCACACAGGAAUCCGGCCUUCAACCAGUUGCCGCAUUUGUCCAACAGCCUGAGCAAGCCUCCGUCCCCCUGGGGGCCGGCGAGCUACCAGAGCCCCUCACCUUCCCCGGGCUCCUCCACCUCCUGGAGUCCCGGAGGUGGUUACGGAAGCGGUGGAGGCGGCUGGGGUGGAUCUCAGGGCCGAGAUUAUCGCAGAGGGCUCAAUGGCGGUAUGACCCCUAUCAACUCUAUCUCACCGCUGAAGAAGACCUUCCUGAACAACCACGUGGCCUCCCAGAAGUACCCUCGCAACAACCCCGGGGGUUUCAAUCCCAAGUCCUGGAUGGAUGAUGGAGUCGGACGCAGUGAUAACAUCUUCCCUUUCCAGGAACGCACCAGGUCGUUUGACAGCUUCAACAUGAACACUCUGGAGAGCUCCCUGAUUGACAUCAUGAGGGCUGAGCAGGACAACUUGAAAGGUCGUCUGGGGUUCCCCCAUCCUGGCGGGGACAACCCACUGCCCCUCAAUGCCAGGAGUUAUAGCAGGAGACGAGGCCAUUCCUCUCUCUUCCCCAUGGAGGAUGGAUUCCCUGAUGAGGAGCGUGGCGAUCAGGGUCUCGCAGGCUUGGGCUCCCCACACUGCUUUCCACACCAGAAUGGCGAGCGCGUGGAACGCUACUCACGCAAGGUCUUUGUGGGAGGAUUGCCCCCAGAUAUAGAUGAAGAUGAGAUAACUGCCAGUUUUCGGCGUUUUGGACACCUGUUUGUUGACUGGCCUCAUAAAGCUGAGAGCAAGUCUUAUUUCCCCCCUAAAGGCUACGCCUUCCUACUCUUCCAGGACGAGAGCUCUGUGCAGGCUUUGAUUGAUGCCUGCAUCGAGGAGGACGGCAAGCUGUACCUGUGUGUGUCCAGUCCCACCAUCAAAGACAAGCCGGUCCAGAUCCGCCCGUGGAACUUGAACGACAGUGAUUUUGUGAUGGAUGGAUCACAGCCUCUGGACCCGAGGAAAACUAUUUUUGUUGGAGGGGUCCCUCGCCCGCUUCGUGCAGUGGAGCUGGCCAUGAUCAUGGACCGUCUGUACGGCGGCGUGUGCUACGCUGGCAUCGACACAGACCCCGAGCUGAAGUACCCGAAAGGAGCUGGGCGGGUCGCCUUCUCUAAUCAGCAGAGUUACAUUGCUGCUAUCAGUGCUCGCUUUGUGCAGCUGCAGCACGGAGAAAUCGAUAAACGGGUGGAAGUGAAGCCAUACGUGCUGGAUGACCAGCUAUGCGACGAGUGCCAGGGGACUCGCUGCGGCGGCAAGUUUGCGCCAUUUUUCUGCGCCAACGUCACCUGCUUACAGUACUACUGUGAGUACUGCUGGGCAGCCAUCCACUCACGUGCCGGCCGCGAGUUCCACAAGCCUCUAGUGAAGGAGGGCGGCGACCGGCCUCGUCACAUCUCGUUCCGCUGGAACUGAGUGCCACGACGACGACGACGACGACGACGACGAUGACGACGACGCCGCCGCCGCCGCCACCACCACCACGGCGGCUGGAGGGAAGCAGGAGGGCAAGGUAGUGCAGGAGUCACAAAUCAUUUUAACAAAUAAAUGCACUUUUCUGUUGCUGGUUCCUUUUUGCUCAACAACUUUUUUUAAGUUACUAUUUAUAUUUUCAAAUGAGAAAACAGGAAUAUAUCUAAAGUAUGUCCAGCAAGGAAAAAAAAAAGUUGUUUAGAUAUUUUUUUUUUUAUAUUGUUCCCAAAAAAUGCUUCUAUAGGAAAGAUGAUGUGUUAUGGUACUCUGCUAUUCAAUUGGUAUGCUGUUCUUCAUGUGUUUGUUUUUAUUUUUGACAUAAAAACAUCCCCCAAACAAAGCAACCUAUUUUAAAUUUGACAUUUGGAUUUUGUAGCAGAGCUCUUGUGAACUGAAAAAGAUGUUGCUGGAGAAGAGUGCACUUAUUUCGAUAACAGUAUAGCGGACCCUUAGUUGAUAACCAAAGCUGUUUUCAUAACUAGCAUCACAGGAAUAGAGAGAGACCACACCCUUCUCUCGGUUUUUCGACUCCCAACAGAAACAAAACAAAAAAAAAACUCAUAAUUUGUGGUUUCGAUCUCCAAACUUGACAUGCAAAAACUAAUACCUCAAAAACUCAGCUGCUAACAUUUUACCCGUGUUCUCUCCCUUUUCGGGGUGGGUGGGCGGAGCUACGAUGUCACUGGCACACUUUUGUACUUCGCUAGCUUCGUUGCCUCCUUAUUUUAUUGUUUUUGUAUCCGCAAUAUGGUACCAGCGCAAGCAAGAGUGCAUUAUGGGAAUGUAUCGCAAUGGGAGGCUAUAGACGGGAGCCCCUCCCACCCCCAAACCCCUGCA